Messenger RNA from Pocillopora meandrina, 2078 nucleotides. NCBI's taxonomy places the organism in Eukaryota, Metazoa, Cnidaria, Anthozoa, Scleractinia, Pocilloporidae. The record is from the annotation of a GenBank genome assembly.
AUCGGAACGAUAUAUCGUCGUCGUGAAACCUUUGAAAUACUUAACUUUUAUGAAGCGCCACCUAGUCAAUCAAAUGGUUCUUAUAUCUUGGGGAAUCCAUUUUCUUUUCAAUCUUAUAGUAUUGUCAAGAAACUCAAUUCAGUCCAUCGUAUCAGCGGCUAUUUGCAUUUGUUUUUUGAGGUAAGCUUGUGCGUAAUUUUAUUAUUUUACCUUUCGUCUAUGCUUCUUGUCGUUCUCAAGCAAAAAUCCAAAGAUAACAUUUUAGCUAAGCAAUCGCGCUUUAAUCAAAUGGUCGCUGAGUAUAAAGUUAAAACUCAGAACUCGUCCGCGGUAAAAUGGGUCGCUUUGGUAAUGAUUGUAUUUCUAUCGUGUUACGGAAUAAUCAUGCGCUGCAGUUUGUUAGUUUUGACAGGUCAUCCAUGUAAUUAUUUUCAUUAUAAAGGAACUUUACAAGCAAUUAACUCUGGAAUAAACCCUUUAGCUUACGCUUGCUUCAAAAGGGACAUAAAACAAGAAUGUAAAAGGUUUCUCUGUAGAAGACGUCGUUGAUUUACUACAGAGCUGUUCAUGCGCAAGAAAAUGUUUAUGUGUAAACGUAACUCUUCCCUUAGCUUCCGAGCCUGGAUCCUAAGGUCAUCCGGUUCAGGAUCUGCGUUGUAUUAAUUCUUAUCUCGAUUGAUGUUGAAACGAAAGACUUCCAAUGAAACAAGGAUAACUCAUUUUUCUUGUGUAAGAGUCAGCUGUUCUGCGGCCUUUUUGUAAUAGCGAUGGAUUCUUCAAAAAAACCUACGCAUUUUGCAAUAGCGGUUACGGAAUUUUGUGAUAACUUAGGCAUUUCUUUUGUCUUCUAACGAGCGUGGGACAAUGAAAAAAUUCUGAGUCCUCACGAGGAAUUGAAACUCAGAACUUCGGCCUCCGCGCUCCAAUGCUCCAGCACUGAGCCACAGAGACUCCACGGUGAGAGAGGUCUCUUACGAAGUUCACAUGACACGCGUCCUCCUUACCUCUGGGAUCAGCAAUGUCGAUAGCGUAACUUUGUAGAUCUCUCUUAUUCUAUCCACAAAGUUAGGCAUUUUAUAUUAUACAUUUAGGUACUAUGGUAUUACGGUUAUGCAUGCAACUUUUUCAAAGCCUGAUGGUAAACAUAGCGGGGUAACUCAAGUUUGCAGUCUGAGAUGUGACUGGUGAGACAUUUUCUUUGAAAAAGAGGAGCAAAAAUGGAUUUGUGAUGUGUUCUCCGCAUGCAAAUGACUCGGUACUAUAACACUUUUCUAAUUCAUAAGCCCAAAUAUGAAUUUUCACGAUUAGUACAUUUAGUAACCCUCUUUCCUCUGACAAAGAAAACAACUGAUUUGGUUUCUUGGAUGGCUCCUAACGUAUAGAAAGUUAUGUGUAAGUUGGUCGAUGAAAAUUUAAAUUAAAAGCAUGUCAAUGCCAUGACAUCAAUCGCUUAACACAGGAUAAAAGCGAGAGAUUUCGGCCAAAACUCACUGAAAAAUAAUUUUGGUAUCAUGUUUUUGUGAUGGAAGAUAUCUGUUUUGCUACCAUUUAAAAAAAAAAGUAGGUUAACUUUCAUCAUUUUCAGACUUUAUUCUACACCAUUAUGCAAAACUAAUAAUGUGCCAUAAUUUUCGAGAAAUAGCACACGUUGAAUGGUCAUUACAUUACAUUCUGAUUGGCCUAUGCUUCUCCGUCUGUCAAAGUGUCUAAAAUAUUUGUUUAAAGAAUGAUUGAUGUCUGCCGCUUUAAACGUGACUUUACAUAACAAUGGCUAUUGACGUAACUAACGUUUACACAAAGUGUAGCCCGAUGAGACCAGAUGGUUGUAUAAAACACAUAUGCACACAAUUUUUCCUUUGUAUAACAUUUGAAAACUCUCCCUGCUCUAAAAAAUUAAAGCAAUUGUAAAAUCCUAGACAGCCAUUCUUAAAAAAAAAAAUUAAUUAAAAAAAAAAUAAAUGAAUGGUUCCUUUGCAUCCUAAAGAUGGCUGAAAAUGGGUUUGUCAUCUUCCUCGCCUGCAGUAAACGUCAGCUUCACACCAAAACCAACACAUUAUCGUGUCUUUAGCAGUGGCUGA